Messenger RNA from Prunus avium (sweet cherry), 5344 nucleotides. RefSeq names its product RING/U-box superfamily protein. The record is from RefSeq and is a predicted model, not a curated record. NCBI's taxonomy places the organism in Eukaryota, Viridiplantae, Streptophyta, Magnoliopsida, Rosales, Rosaceae. Gene Ontology annotation, molecular function: ubiquitin protein ligase activity.
UUCUGCGAACAACGCACCCAACCGCUUUAUUCAUCUCUCUUCGUGCUUCCUCAAGAGCACAAUUAUCUCUCUCUCUCCCUCAAAGUUUGUUCCUUUUCGCAGAACCAGCCCUUCAUCGACUUCAAGGUUUUGGUCUGCUGACGGUGUAUCAGUAUUGCGUACUUGUAUUGAGUUCGAACUCGAGAUGAACAAUAUUUAGUACCCGAGUUCUGGAAUGAUGAUAUGACUGCACCUACAGGGACUUUUUGGUCAAUUGGACUUCUGAAAAAAUGGAUAUCAAUUGAAGCCAUGUCUUAUCUUCAAGAUUUAUUGGCACGAUCUUCCGCCAUUUUCUGAGAGUCCUAGUCAGCUGUAGUAUUCUGAGAGCUACUUUCUAUGGUACUAACCACUAAAGACUCCAUUUUUAACUUGCUCAGGUAGUAUUGAAUUGGAAUUUACAUUAAGAACUGGGUCCAUCCACCUGAGGUAGUGGAGGCCAUAUUUGAGAUGGAAAAAAAGGUUGCCUUGAUGGUGAUAGUGUCAUGAUGUUUAGAUUGAUCAUUCUCGACCCUUUGUUUAGUGAUGGAAAAUGUCAGAGUUCAAUGCAGUCUAGUGAGGUUGUUGAUUUGAACUGAGCACGAGUAUGUUCGCUUUUGUGUUUACAUUGUACAUACUAAGGUGACGGAGAGGCUGGCUAAGUUAUAAUGCCAUGGGCAAUUCCAUUGACUUCGUAAAUGUUUUGGUGGUCAAUUCAUUCUUCUCAUUGCCCUAGUAUUUGGAGUUCUGUGAUGUUGCUGUAUGUUCGUGUUAUAUAGAGCGGUGAGCUGAUGGAUAUACUGAUGAUUGUGUGCUUAGGUGUUGUCAAUGAAAAGUGAUCAUGGUGACCAGCUUUUGAUACAUUGACACAUGCCAUCUCUGGAGAAUCUUGUGCUUAGGUGAUGGGACUGAACCAUGUAGUUUGGUUUGCAAUAUUUGACGGGCGAUGCUUAAUUAACAAGUGGAGAUUUGGAUCUAGUGCCUCUUAUCAUUAGCCUUGUGGUGGUUGAUUGCCCGUAAGUAGAGGGCAAUCAGGUGCUGAUGUUUGAAUCACUGAAACACAGAGCUUGGUUCCCUAAGAUUGGUGUAGGCUACCAGGGUGGAGGGAAAAGUUUGGUGUUUCCAUUGCCUGGAUAUUAGGCAGUGGGCUGCUUACUCAUUGUUUGGUUUCUUCAAAUUGGCAUAGCUCUGUAGGUUAUCAGGUUUGAUGGCACCCUCUACUUGUUGUACGGUCUUUUCUGUGCUUUCACACGAAGAAAAGUUUCCAGAUUUCAGAUUUUUGAGAAUAUCCUGGUUUCUUUUUUUAGGACAUCUUCUUGCUGACAAGUCUCACUGGAGAGAAUCUUAACAAUACUAAUAUCGUGCUUCUUUCUUCUGAGCCCUCCAAUCUCAUCUUAUAGGGUGCAAGUAUACCCCUUCUUAUAGGGUGCAAGUAUACCCCUUUAUUUGUACUCUAUAGCUUCAAUUGCAAACUUUCUCAAGAUGUGUAAGAAGACAACACCAUUUAAGUCUUCAGAGGAAGAUUCUCUUCAUAUUGAGCGAGGGAUUUGUAAGUGUAGAAACUUGUUGUAGAUUUAGAAGUCUCCAGGUUUAAGCAACAUGUAUAUUUUUUUGGCUAUAUUAACCUGAUCUUGUGGGUUUACAGUUUUCAGAAUCUGUAUCUAAGUCUUACUUUUUGUAAUCAGUGACUUAACCUCAACUUGGUUUUACAUGAUAGAAAGGUAUUGUAGGGCAGCAAUAAAAUGUAAGCAAUGUUUUUAUUAUUAUUAUGGAUCUAUGUGCAAUUACCAGAUUAUCUUUUCUAUUUGACUAUUUAUAUAUUCUCUUAAUAAUAUCACAGAUUUAUUUUGUUGGGUUUUUUAAACAUAACUGCGCCUUCUCUCUCUUUUUGUUCUAGGGUUGAUUACUUCUAUUUGUUUCUUCUUUUAACAGAAGCAACACAUUUUUUGUACGAUAGUUAAUUUUUUUUUUUUUACGUUGUCUUCAUUUCAAUAUUAUCAUACUGUCGGAAUAAAAUACCAUGUUACUCCAUUGUAUCCAUAAUCGUUUUGACUUUUGCAGCUUCAUGCAUGACAAGUAUUGAGUUAUAUACUUGUUCUUCUCAUGAAUUUUCGUAUUUUUCUUUGAGUCAUGUUUAUGCCUAUCCUAGAAUUGCCCGUGACAUCCAAGUUUUAUAUGUGCUGCAUGGUGUACAGUUCAUCUAUGCAGUGAUUAUCAAAGGAUUUUUUGUUCUAUGUUCCACUCGUUGCUCCCCAUGAACAUUUUUCAGCCAAAUGGCACACAUUUCAUUAUAUUAGUGCUCUUUUUCCUUGGUAAUACAUUUUAAUUUAUUUCAGAUCUAUUUCUUAAUAGUCUCACCACAACACUUGAGGAGUGUCUGGUACUUUUCUGUCUCAUUUCAGCCAUUGAAUACACUGCCUCUGAUCUUCAACUUGCCCCUCCUUAGGUUUGGAGAGAGCAAUCUUUUCUUGUAUGUGAACGGCAAGUCAUCCAUUGUUCAUCUGAUAAUUUUGGGUAAAGAGGGGUUGAAACUCAUAAUUUGCGUAUACUGUCUCUGAAGGUGAUCUCUAAUCCUGUGAUUCAAAGUCCAAACCCAGAAUAAAAUGGCUCCCUCUAUUUUCAUUGGAAAUGCCAUCUUAUUGGAGAUGAAAGCGAGUGACAAGGGAGUUGGUUGACAAUGACAUAGGGUGCUAGUGGGUGUGCAAUUAGGCUUUGAAUGGUCCUCUGGAGCACUAUAUUUUUUUAAACAGAACAACAUGACUUUUACUUCAAUUUUUGGCCUUGAUUAGAAUGGAGAUUGGUGGAUCAAAGUGUGAAAGCACAUUUAUAGGCACGGCUCUCUUGGUCAACUAUCUAUUUGUUGAUGUUGUGGCAUGUACUUCAUACUUAGUCAAACUAUUUUGAAAAUUUAAAUUGGUAUGUGAAGCAGGAACUUGGUGGGUUAAUCUUCCUUAAAAUGCAUUUUGCCUUGCCAUCUCUGGAAGUUAAUUGUCAUCUUGCAUUUAUAUUUGUGUUGGUUGCAUUUUUCCAUUGUUGGAACUUGAUGACUAGUUUUAAUUUCUUUGAAACUUGUCUGGUUUUGGUUUGAGGGGUCUUCUCUUAUCUUCUGAAGUCUGUUGAAGAAUUUUUUCAAUUAGAAUUGUAACAAGGUUGCUACUUUCUUUCUCCCAUCCACACUCUGAAUUGCACAAGAAUUCUCCUUUGUUUGUUUAAAAAACAAAAAUUAAUUAUUACCUUGCAGUAUUUAUAUAAAUUUUUCUGUAAUGGGCUACUUAUCGAGAUUUUAUGGUUAAUGGCAAAAACACAUGGAGGCCCUAGGCUUCUGUAGAAGUAAAAUACAAUAUUAAUCAAUGUUUUGAGAUCCCUUCCCUGUUUUGUGCAGGUUGUGGGUUUGUUUGGUAGAUUCUGUUCCAGCUCAUAACUUGUUCGUAGCUGUAAGGUGACGAAAGUUAUGGGGCAUAGACAUCAGUUCAGCACAUCUCAUGUUUUUGAGGGUGAAAAUGAUCAGAAUUGGAAUCAUAUGAAUACGGAGCAACCUUUUGGGCAUUUGGCAGCCAGGGCUGGCUCUGGAGAGAAUGGUUCUUUCUUAUAUCCUGUAGAAAAUAUGUUUAUAGAUGGGAUGCCUUUUGCAUCAAAUUGGAAUCCGGCUCUGAGGUCAUAUGGGUAUUCUAACUUGAACCACAAUGUUGAUGUGCCACAUUAUCAACCUGAUGCUUCUGGUCCAUCUCAUGAUCCUUUUCAGCAUCCAUUGGGUGCUGGCACCUUUGGUACGGUCGGUGGAAAUUAUGCUCACCAUGCACCCUCUUCCAGCUAUGACCGGAGGGCAUUCCAUGGUGUUGAGGGUGGUUUUGUCGAUCUCACAAUGAGCAAUGGAAGAGGGCCUCACAAGCGAAAAAGCCCAGGGAUCCCUUCAGUAUCUGAGAGAGGCAGCACAAGCAGAUACUAUAGUGCUGGAAGUAGUUCCUCUGAGCUCCCUAGAUCUUCAGAAUUACAGCAGGAGAAAGUAAACAUGGAUACCCCAUACAUGCCUUGGGAUCACAUGUCUAUGAUGCCCAGUUAUAGAGGGAAUGGACUCUCAAUUAGGGGUGAGGGAUCCAUGAGAAAUGUGAGAAGCCGGUCUGAACAUGAUUUGGAGUCCAACUUAGCUAGGACACAUUUGUCGAGCAAUCCUUUACAUAGUUCCUAUUCUACAAAUCUCCCCCCUAUUGACCAUUCUAGUACGAUGGAUCUUUCUGGCCAGGGUUCUAUUGGUUUGACCCAUGAGUGGAAUCAUAUUAACGUGUCUCCUUCUCAUGGAAGGAUUAUAACUCCAGAUGCAAGUGGUUUCAGUCAUGAUCCCAACCACUUCCUUGUAGGAAGCAGUGUGGGUAAUGCUUCUGUGGAAACGGGGUUAUACCAUCAUGAUUUCAUGUCAAGCAGAGCCACUGCUGUUCCUCAAAGUUAUCCUGGUGUCUUACCACAAUCUGUAAGGGGAGUUCGUAGCAGCUAUUCUCAAAGAUCUGCCCCAACCUUCAGGGCUUCUUCAAGCAACGUGCGAGUGGGACAUGCACCACAUUCAGAAGAAGGAUUGCAGUUGGCGUCUGAAAGUUAUCCUAGACAUCCUAGGCCAGUGGCCACAGUUGGGUGGCGUAACAGUGAUAGGAGUGGUAGGUCGAGGAUGUCUAAUGAUAGAUUUCGGGUUUCUGAAGAGACUGGUCUCCAGGAUCGGUUUUCGUCUGAGGGUUUUAUGAUUGUGGAUCGCCCAGCCUUGUAUGGGUCCAGAAAUAUGUUUGAUCAUCAUAGAGACAUGAGGCUGGACAUAGACAACAUGAGUUACGAGGAACUCCUAGCGCUAGGUGAAAGGAUUGGGAAUGUCAGCACAGGCGUGUCUGAAGAUUUGAUACCAAAGUGUUUGACAGAAACGAUAUAUUGUUCGUCAGAUCAAAUCCAGGAGGAAGGCACAUGUGUGAUCUGCCUGGAAGAGUACAAGGACAGGGAUGAUGUCGGGGCAUUGAAAACUUGCGGCCAUGAUUACCAUGUGAGCUGCAUCAAGAAAUGGCUGUCAAUGAAAAACUCUUGUCCAAUCUGCAAAGGUUGUGCUCUCCCUGAUAAUAUGAAGGAGAAAUAAUUUAAUCGCAUCGCUUGCGCUUCAUUACAUUGGCAUUCUUGUAUAUAUAUUUAGAGAUAAUCCUCAAAAUAGAGGAAGCAGACUUGUUUUGUGUAUUGUAAAGGGAAUGCUAGCCAAUUUCAAUCCAUUUGUUUCAUUUCAGGCUUCCAUUUAAAUAUUGUGAAGCCUUUUUUAAACCCUUGAUAUUUUCAUGGGGCUUUAGUGCAAAGAAAAUUUUAUUUA